Triplophysa rosa is the source of this 3713-nucleotide messenger RNA. RefSeq names its product protein rapunzel-like. The coding region runs from base 124 to 1305 and encodes 393 amino acids. The transcript is spliced from 2 exons. NCBI's taxonomy places the organism in Eukaryota, Metazoa, Chordata, Actinopteri, Cypriniformes, Nemacheilidae. The record is from RefSeq and is a predicted model, not a curated record.
UCUCUCUUCAAACCACUUCACCUUGAGCAUCUGAUCACGACAAUCUCGAACCAGAAACUGUGCUAAUUUGGAGAUCUUUGGAGGUCUUGAAGGUCUUCCCACCAGCUGUUCAUCCUGCCAGACAUGUCCAGUCCACUGGAGCGAGUGGUAGCCCAGAAGAAGAGCGCCAUUGAAGCAUUAAUGGAGAUGUUUGAGAGGGGAACCGAGGUUCUGGCCAGCGCUGUUGGAGAGCUGUGUCCUCUUUUUGAGGUCGCUUCCCCGGUUUUAAGGCUGGUGCUGGAUAAUGUGGAGAGCAAAGAGGUCAUUUAUGUGAAAGAUCAGUUUCUAGCUGUGAGGAGCAAACUAGAUGUCAUCUCAUCUCAGCUAACAGACAUUGAUUGUGAGAUCAGGAGGAGACGUUUGGAUUCUCAGUACUUCUCUGUGGAGGAAAAUCUGCGGAACCAAUUCAGAAAAUACAUUGACAUUCUGGAAGCCAAACCUGAAUACAAAGAGGUCAAAAAACGCUUGUUCUUGGAGCAUUUUUUAAUAACGGGAGGAGAUAAAAACCUCUCUGUGCUUUACGAUGCUUUGAUGGGACAUGGCACAUUUGGCGAGCCGAUUCUGGAUGUUGUGGAAGAAUACGAAGGCAGAAACCGAAGGAUGAUGGAAGACUUCUGUGUUAGACUGAAGGAGCUUCUCUGCCUGGGAAUAAUCCCUUUACUGGGAUAUUACUUUCUCACUCAGGGCGAAGAGGCCGAGCAAGAGAAGAUUCAAGAGUGGAACAUGAAGAUCCAAGAAAUUGAGAUGAAGAUGAAGGAAACCAUCGAGAGAUGUGUGAGUUCAUUUCCAGAGCAAGCUGAACUGGACAUCAACAGGCUUGUGAAGGAGAAAGAGGACUCAAACCUCCAAGAUUUGGCUAAGGAACUGCUGGAAUUUCUGGUGAAGAAGUACGACUGGGUGAGCUGGUCCAUCAGAGUCAUUACUAACAUGAGCAAAUAUAGAGACUUGAGAGCUGGACAAAACUUUCAGUGUGUGGCCGGACAGAAAUGUUUUGAAGUGUCUCAAGGAAACGACACUAAUCUGGUGGUGUCCUACUGCAGCAACCCGCAGCCCGUGCCCGAUGAGAGCGUAAAACAGAUGAUGGACGGUCCUGCCAAGAAAGGAGAUGCCAAAGCUGUAGUGGAGGUCCUGGACAAACAGCUAUCUGGGUUUUUGGUUCACGCUAUCAGUCGUCACAAGGAGAGCUUUGCUGUGUCGAGUUUUCCUGAAGAAUGCCAUUACUGGGAAAAACAUAAGAAUGUCAAUGUGUGUGUGCAUUCUGAGUAAAUGCAUAAAUGCAACCUAGAAUUAUUAUAAAACCACAUAUAAAACAAUUUUAUGACUUUUAAUUAGAUGUUAAAUGCAAAGUUAAAAGCACUCUAGUUGUGAGCUUUAUGCUGUAAUUUCUUGCUAAUUUAAAUUAAGUUAUAAUCAAAUUUGGCCACAUAUUAGAAAUCCAAUGUGCAAUUUUUGGAGGAGCUAUUGACAGGAAUAUAAUAUUAAUAUACUGUAUAUAUAAGAUUAUUUGACUCAUUGUUGACUGCACUUUAUUAAUGCAUGUUUGCAUUUCCUUUAAAAUCAAUAGAGAACAAUACUACAUAUGUGGUGCUAUAUAAACAAAACUGGCAAAGAAUAAUGCUUCCCCAUUUAGCCUGUGUGAUGACCUGCUUUAGCUCAAACAGACAUGACAGAAUCUGUUCCUUCUCAACCUUAUAAAGCCCCAAAGCAAGACGUCUCGGGAAACUAAGAUGCCUUGCACAGCAAAGAGCCAAUCAUGAUGUUAGACUAAAACAACCUCUUUAAAAUUCAUGUCAGUUCCAUGACAUUUUUACAUGGUCACAAUUCAGGAUAGUUUAAUGAUUUGGUGUUUUUUGAAGAGCCACUGAUUAAUCUAACUUCAGUUUUUGUAAGGCAUGUUUUCCAUUAACACUGUUGACAUUCAUUGCUAUUAAACUCGCUGAAGUGGACACAUACACCACUCAAAGUCUUGUCUAAUGAAAUUACUUCAUUUGUACGUAGGUCAGCAUUUUCUGUCCAGGCGCUGCAGUAAUAGAUGGCGAGUACAGUUUUGUUCUGUUAAUAUAAAGCUGAAGAGCUCCAGAGUGCUGUGAUCAGCUCUUCAGAUCUCGUCUUUUAGAUCGCUGAAGUGCCGAGUAAGGGAACAAUCCAGCAAGGCCUUAACUUAGUACAGUAUGCGGUUCUGCAAACACAACUGAUGGUCUUAAAAACUUGUUGACUUGCUUUACAGAUUUUGAAAGGGACAUUUUCUUUUUCAAGUCAACAUUAAGAUGAAGAGAUGUCAGCAAAUACUAGUGUCCAUUCAGAUGGUCUAAACGCAUUCUAAAUGUAACACAGUGUAUUUGGUCUUUUUUAUCUUGUUAUUUAUUUUUGUAAAGUUUUUGUUAUUUCAUUUUAUUUGUUGGUAUUGCCUCUUUCAAACAUAAGAAGGCUCUUCUAAAGUCCCUAGGUUUCUCAACCAUUUCAUUCUCCUGUCUCAGGGGCUAAAUGGCUCGCCGAUAGAAACUCUUGUAUUUAUUAGUGGUUGAGGCUUCUGUCCUGGUUGGAGGUAUUGAUCCAUUUGGCUUCCAGCUCUGAUAAAGGUUUCUUGGUGGCUGAACCUUAAACUUGACUGCUAUUAUAGUAUCCCAGUAUGACAGGUUCCGCUUGACUGCAAUCAUUUUUGUAUGUUAAAUAAUAAAAGUCCCUAUUACUGUACACAUUUUGAUGGCAGAGGGUGCUAACAACACAUUAACUGAGUAGAUGCAGAAAUUAUGGUAACAUGACUGGUGCAUUUUCCUUUAGUAAUGUCAUGUUUUCACAAAAGGACAGUGUUGAAAUAGACACUGGGUUUACAAGGAUUAACUAAACAAAAUUUUUGAAACGUUCAUAUUUGGUCCAUCCAUGCAUAUGGACAUUUCUUCAGAAUAUUCUUUAGCCAAACUACAGACUUUGUUUGUUACACAAGAACAAAAAAAGUCCGACCUACUCCAGGAAACUCAAUAUUAAUAUUUAAUAAACCAAUACGUGAUUUUAUGAAGCCCAACAUUAUAGUAGUGCCAAGGGCAGAUGAUCAAUCCCAGGAUGCAUCACUUUGGCUGGAUCUGCCAAUCACAGGCUGAACUAAUGACAUUACCUUUUCAUCAGAGUGGACCAUCGACCGCUCUCCUACUCUUAAGUGGUCUGAUCUGAUAAAAAGCAUUAAAACAUUUGUACUGCGACACACACCAGCUCACCCACAGCAUUAGGUUUAUCCUUUUACCUCUUCUGCCGCUUAAUCCUUAGAAUAUUUUGCUUGCAAAGAGAACUUUCAAGCCAAUGAAUCUUCAUCAUAAAAAAGCUCAGUUGCCCAACAUAUGAAAAUGUAUUUAGUUCUGAUUACUCUGGAAUCUCUCUAAAAUAAUACUGCAAAUACUGUAAACAAUACUUUUUUUUGACACUAUGACUUUAAUGUAUAAAUACAUUAUCAAAUACCAGGGUAAAUGUUUUACCCUGUUUGAGUUUAAUAAAUCAUUUCCGUGUAAAUUUACUGCAAGGAUAUCAGGCUGCCAGGGGCGUGAGUAGACUCUUCCGUGUGAAAAUGAAUCAUGGUUUUAUUAAAGUAUAGCAACAAUGUUUUUGGUGGAUUGAUUGCAAUAUUCAGAAACAACAGGCAAAUGGAAUUUACUCGUGCAUCCUAAAUCCCGCAACUUCCACAG